ACCCAGUGGGCUCCGCUUCCCGGCUGGGAGCUCUUCCCGCUCCCUCGGGGGUCUCCAGCCCCGGGGAGGGGCCCUCGGUUCUUUCUGCCUGACUCCUCCUCCUCUCCUGCAGCCCCGAGGAGGAGAGGCCCAUCUGACUACUGACGAGUUGCCAUGGCAUCCUACUACGAUAUCCUAGACGUGCCGCGAAGUGCGUCCGCUGAUGACAUCAAGAAGGCGUAUCGGAAGAAGGCUCUACAGUGGCACCCAGACAAGAACCCAGAUAAUAAAGAAUUUGCUGAGAGGAAGUUCAAGGAGGUGGCCGAGGCAUAUGAAGUGCUGUCAGACAAGCAUAAGCGGGAGAUCUACGACCGUUAUGGCCGGGAAGGGCUGACUGGGGCAGGAACUGGCCCAUCUCGAGCGGAACCUGGUGGUGGUGGGCCCGGCUUCACCUUCACCUUCCGCAGCCCCGAGGAGGUCUUCCGGGAGUUCUUCGGGAGCGGAGACCCUUUUGCGGAGCUCUUUGAUGACCUGGGCCCCUUCUCAGAGCUUCAGAGCCGGGGUUCCCGACACUCGGGCCCCUUCUUCACCUUCUCUUCCUCCUUCCCUGGGCACUCUGAUUUCUCCUCCUCAUCUUUCUCCUUCAGUCCUGGGGCUGGUGCUUUUCGCUCUGUUUCUACGUCUACCACCUUUGUCCAAGGACACCGCAUCACGACACGCAGGAGACUGUUCGGACCUGUUGGAGCUGAGUACCUGCCGGUGCGCAUGAUCACCGUGCUAAGUGUCCCAGACGACCUGGCACUGGGCUUGGAGCUGAGCCGGCGUGAGCAGCAACAGUCUGUCACCUCCAGGUCCGGGGGCACACAGGUCCGGCAGACCCCUGUCUCCCGCCCCUCUGACAGUGACCUCUCUGAGGAUGAUGAAGAUCUGCAGCUCGCCAUGGCCUACAGCCUGUCAGAGAUGGAGGCAGCUGGGAAGAAACCGGCAGGUGGGCGGGGGGCGCAGCGUCGACGGCAGGGGCGGCCCAAGGCUCAGGACCAAGAUCCCGGCAUGGGGGGGGCUCCUGAGGCUGCCAGGGGGGACGCGACCAAACCCAGCCCGUCCCCGGAGGAGAAGUCCUCUCGCUGCCUCAUCCUCUGA
Messenger RNA from Puma concolor (puma), 1119 nucleotides. The record is from RefSeq and is a predicted model, not a curated record. NCBI's taxonomy places the organism in Eukaryota, Metazoa, Chordata, Mammalia, Carnivora, Felidae.